Dryobates pubescens (Downy woodpecker) is the source of this 3455-nucleotide messenger RNA. RefSeq names its product regulator of telomere elongation helicase 1 (gene RTEL1). Gene Ontology annotation, biological process: negative regulation of DNA recombination; DNA repair; regulation of double-strand break repair via homologous recombination. Gene Ontology annotation, cellular component: nucleus. Bases 11 to 3448 code for a protein of 1145 amino acids. The record is from RefSeq and is a predicted model, not a curated record. The transcript has 31 exons. Gene Ontology annotation, molecular function: DNA binding; DNA helicase activity; hydrolase activity, acting on acid anhydrides, in phosphorus-containing anhydrides. Lineage: Eukaryota; Metazoa; Chordata; Aves; Piciformes; Picidae.
AGGAGCAGCCAUGCCCAGGCUGACGCUGAACGGCAUCACGGUGGACUUCCCCUUCGAGCCCUACCCCUGCCAGGAGGUCUACAUGGAGAAGGUGCUGGAGUGCCUGCAGAAGAAGGUCAAUGGCAUCCUGGAGAGCCCCACAGGGACAGGCAAGACCCUCUGCCUGCUGUGCUCCACUCUGGCUUGGAGAGAGCACUUCAAGGACUCCAUCACGGCCAGGAAGAUCGCUCAGCGCAUGGCCGGGGGGGAGCUGUUCCCUGGCAGGCCCCUGUGCUCCUGGGGCACUGCUGCCCCUGAGGAGGAGGCCUCAACUUAUUACACUGAUGUGCCCAAGAUAAUUUAUGCCUCCAGAACUCACUCUCAGCUUACCCAGGUCAUUAAUGAGCUGAAGAACACAGCCUACAGGCCCAAAAUCUGUGUUUUGGGUUCCAGAGAGCAGCUUUGCAUCAAUCCUGAGGUGAAGAGGCUGCAGAGCAACCACAUGCAGAUCUACACCUGCAGGAGCAAGGUGAUGAAUCGUGCCUGCCACUUCUACACCAACGUGGAAGAGAAGAGCACAGACAAGGAACUGAUGAAAUCCAUCAUGGACAUUGAAGACUUGGUUAAAAAUGGCAGCAAGCACAGAGCUUGUCCUUACUACCUCUCUCGGAGCCUGAAGCAGCAGGCAGAAGUCAUUUUCAUGCCUUACAACUAUUUGCUGGACUCCAAGAGCAGAAAGUCACACAGCUUGGACCUGAAGGGGACUGUGGUGAUCCUGGAUGAGGCUCACAAUGUGGAGAGGCUGUGUGAGGAGUCAGCAUCUUUUGACCUGACUCCCUAUGACCUGGCUUCAGCAAUGGAUGCUGUGAAUGUGGUGCUGGAAGAGCAAGCCAAACUCCUGCAGCAGAAUGAGAUCAGUGCAGAGUUCAACAUGGACUUGGCCACUUCAGGGCUGAGCAUGGAGCUGGAGGACAUAGCAAAGAUCAAGAAAAUUCUGCUUCAGCUGGAGGCUGCCAUUGAUGCAGUGGAGCUGCCAGCCAGUGCCCCUGGAGUCACCAAGGAGGGAAGUUACAUCUUUGAGCUGUUUGCCCAAGCCCAAAUCACAUUCCAGACCAAAUCCUCCCUCCUGGAGUCCCUGGAGCAGAUCCUGCAGUACCUCUCAAGCUGUCCUGGGAUCUUUGUCAAUGCAGCUGGAUUGCACAAGCUCUCAGAUAUCAUCCAGACAGUGUUCAGCAGUGAGCCCCCAGAAGGCACAGCUGCUGUCAGGCCUCAGCACUUGACAGCCAAAUACUACAAGGUCCACAUUCACCAGGGCCCCAGCAGUGAGAAGAAGAGAGAGAGGACAGACCUCUGGACUUCAUCUGCCAGAAGAGAAGGAAAGACUUUGAGCUAUUGGUGCUUCAGCCCUGGGUACUGCAUGCAGGAGCUGGUGGGCCAGGGGGUCAGGUCCAUCAUCCUCACCAGUGGGACUCUCUCCCCCCUCUCCUCAUUCACAAUGGAGAUGCAGAUCCCCUUUCCUGUCUGCCUGGAGAAUCCUCAUGUCAUCAGCAAGCACCAGCUCUGGGUUGGGAUCAUUCCUAAGGGGCCUGAUGGAACUGAGCUCACUUCUAGCUAUGACAGAAGGUUCUCAGAGGAUUAUUUAUCUUCCCUGGGGAAAACAGUUGGGAACCUGGUGCGAGUUGUUCCCCAUGGCAUGCUGAUCUUCUUCCCCUCCUACCCUGUCAUGGACAAGAGCCUGGAAUACUGGAGGGAGCAUGACCUUGCCAAAAGAAUAGAAGAAGUGAAGCCCAUGUUUGUGGAGCCCAGGAACAAAGGAAGCUUUGCAGAGGUGAUGGAUGCCUACUAUGCCAAAGUUGUCUGUCCUCAGUCCACUGGAGCUACUUUCCUGGCAGUGUGUCGAGGGAAGGCCAGUGAGGGCUUGGACUUUGCAGACAUCACAGGCCGGGGAGUGGUCAUCACCGGGCUGCCCUUUCCCCCCCGCAGGGAGCCCAGGGUGGUGCUGAAGAUGCAGUUCCUGGAUGAGAUGAAGAGCACUGCUGCAGGUGCACAGUACUUGUCUGGCUGGGAGUGGUACCACCAGCAGGCUUCCCGUGCCGUCAACCAGGCCAUCGGCAGGGUCAUCAGGCACCGCCAGGACUAUGGAGCCAUCUUCCUCUGUGACCAGAGGUUCACAGCUGGCUCUGUGAGGGGCAGCCUGCCCUCCUGGGUCCGUCCCUACGUCAGCAUCUACGACAGCUUCGGCCGCGCCAUCCGCAGCGUCUCCUCCUUCUUCCGUCUCGCCCAGGACACUAUGCCCCCACCCCUGCUCCAGCGUCCUGCCAGCUCUGCUGACUGCCUGGGUGAGAGCAGCUCAGCACCAUCCACCUCAGCUGAGCACAUCCUCUCCCUGCAGAAAGCCAAAAGCCUGGAUGACCAUGUUCCCAGUCUGAAGAGGAGAAGAAAAGGAAAGGGAGAGGAAGCACCCAGCCUGUGCCUGGAGUAUGAGGAGGAACUCCUCUCACCCAGAAGGAAGUGUGCUGGGCUCUUGGAUGCCUUGGAGCACACUGAGAAGAGCUCUGGAGGUGCAGAGGAAGGAGAGGACUUUCCAGGAGCGCCGCAGCCGCCCGGCCGGCGCGAGCCCCGGGCCCGAGCCGCGCUCUACAUCGCCGCCGUCAAGGAGGCCCUCAGCCGGCGCAGCUUCCAGGCCUUCUCCCGGGCCCUGCAGAGCUACAGGGGCACCAAUGACCUGGGCUCCCUGCUGGCUCAGAUGAGCUCCCUCUUCGCAGAGGACGCCAGCAUGCACGCCUUGCUGCGAGACUUCUACCAGUUUGUUCGCCCCCAGCACAAGCAGCAGUUCCAUGAAGCCUGCUGCAGCCUGACUGGGCUGGGCUGUGGCUACAAACCUGAGCACAGCCUCCUGCAGGAAGAGAGGGAGAUGCUGGCCAAGGAAAGAGGUGAGGAGCUGAGGAGGGGAGCUGCUGCAUUCUCAGAGGACUCUUGUGCUCAGCUGGAUCCUGGGCUCCACAGGAACCAAGGAGAGUUCCACUUGGCAGCAGGGCUGCAGAGUGCAGGGCAGGCUGCUGCUGGAGCUCCCAAAGAGCCUGAGAAAGCUUCCAGCUCCAGGAGAGAUCACCAGGAGGGGCUCAGGUCUGCAUAUCUCAGGGAUGUGAAGAGGGCUCUGACCCCAAGCAGCUACAGCCAGUUCACUGAAGCCCUGCUGGCUUACAAGAGGACAGACAACUAUGCUGCCAUGAUCCCAGUGAUUGCAGCCCUCACCACCGAGAGGCCAGAGGACUUCCAUCUCCUGCACAGGUUCUGCAUGUUCGUGAGGCCUCAGCACAGAGACAGCUUCAGACAGCUCUGCAGGGACCUGGCUGGGGCUGAGGAGCAGCAGAGCCAGCAGCACCUGCCAGGUGAAGGCAGUGCUCAGAGCUCAGGGAGCUGGGGCCUGAAGAAAGAAGAGCAGAGCCCCGUGCAAGGCCGGGAAUGAAGCCUGG